GUCUGCGAGGGAGCUUGCAGUUCCAGACACUGCGAGGAAACUGGCUCAGUGCGGUUUAGUAACGUAGCGGAGGACGGAGGACAUGAAGUAAACAAUGGAUAACUGUCCCGCUGCGUCGACGUUCCUGACCGACAGCUUGGAGCUGGAGCUGGAGACAGAAUGGUGCAAACCCCCUUGCUUUUCUUGUGAUUUUGACAACAGAGGAGGAGGAAAACAUUUUUCUGGCGAGUCCUACCUUUCCAGCGGAGCUCUUAAGCGACUGAUUUUGAAUCUUGAUCCUUUACCGACUAAUUUUGAAGAGGAUACAGUGGAAAUAUUUGGCAUUCAAUGGGUUACUGAAACAGCAUUAGUGAAUUCAUCUAGAGUUCUCUUUCAUCUCUUGAGGCAACAGCUCUACAACUUGGAAACCUUAUUACAGGCCAACUGUGAUUUUGGGAAGAUAUCAACCCUACAUUGCAAAGCAGCCAAUAUUAGGCAGCAGUGCAUAACAUUUCUUCAUUAUGUUAAAGUCUUCAUUUUCAGGUCCCUGCAAGUACAAAAUGCCGAAAGUCAUGUUCCUGUCCAUCCCUACCAAACUUUGGAGGCACAACUUCCCUCAGUGUUGAUUGAUGAGCUUCAUGGAUUACUCUUGUAUAUAGGACACCUAUCAGAACUUCCCAUUAUUAAUACAGGAGCAUUUGUAAAUCAAAACCAGACUAAGCUUUUCCCACCAUCAUGGCAUUUGUUACAUCUCCACUUAGAUAUCCAUUGGCUAGUGCUGGAAAUUCUUCACAUGCUUGGUGAAAAAUUGAAACAAGUUAUAUAUAGUCAUCAGUUUAUGAACCUGGCAGGUGACAAUUUAACCAAUGUCAGCCUAUUUGAAGAACAUUGUGAAAAUCUUCUUUGUGAUUUAAUAAGCCUGUCCCUCAACAGGUAUGAUAAGGUUAGGCCUUCUGAAGCAUUAAUGAGUCACCAUUGCCCAUGUCCAUGCAUUAAAGAAUUAUGGGUUCUACUCAUUCAUCUUCUCAACCACAGGAGUAAAUGGUCUCUCUCAGAAUCAUUUUGGAACUGUUUGAAUAAACUACUGAAAACGCUCUUUGAAAAAUCAAAUGACCGAAAAAGACCUUCUGUGCCUGUAAUCCAGCCCAGGGAUCCAUUGGGUUUUAGUUGGUGGAUUAUUGCUCAUGUAGCAUCAUUUUAUCAGUUUGAUCGCCAUGGAAUACCAGAUGAAAUGAGACAAAUGGAAUCAAACUGGAACUUUGUAGAAGAACUGCUGAAAAAGUCCAUCAAUGUUCAGGAUGGUAUACUAGAAGAUCAGUUACGAAUGUAUCUUCACUGUUGUUUGACCCUUUGUGAUUUCUGGGAGCCAAACAUUGCAGUUGUCACCAUUCUGUGGGAAUAUUACAGUAAGAACCUGAAUAGUUCUUUUAGUAUUUCUUGGCUUCCUUUGAAAGGCCUGACACAUGUCAUUAAGUCGCCCUUGUCUAUGCUAGAAAUGGUGAAGACCUGCUGUUGUGAUAAACAAGAUCAUGACCUGUAUAAAUCCAGCAGUAGUUACACUAUUUUCCUUUGCAUUUUGGCAAAAGUUGUUAAGAAAGCAAUGAAGAACAAUGGCCCUCAUCCUUGGAAACAAGUCAAAGGAAGGAUAUAUUCUAAAUUCCAUCAAAAAAGAAUGGAAGAACUAACUGAAGUUGGUCUGCAAAACUUUUUCAGCCUUUUUCUACUGUUAGCAUGUGUGGCAGAGGUGGAAGAUGUAGCAAGUCAUGUUUUAGGCCUCCUAAAUUUCCUCAGGCCUGCCUUUAUAACAUCUCCUCUCAUUUGGAAGGGUCAGAUGGCCUUCCUCUUGAUGUACACCCAGAAAAACCUGGACAUCAGUGUUUUGGCUGAGAUAUUUUCAGGUGCUUUCCGGGAGAAAGCAAAGGAGUUCUUGGUAUCUAAGAAUGAUGAAAUGGGACAAAGACAGACUCUCUGGUCACUUCUUUCCAUAUAUAUUGAUGGUGUUCAAGAAGUGUUUGAGACUAGCCAUUGCUUGCAUCCUUCCCAUGAAAAACUGCUUAAUGAUGGCUUUAGUAUGCUUCUACGAGCUUGUCAAAAAUCUGAACUUCGGACAGUGUUGAGCUUUCUACAAGCUGUUCUGGCCAGAAUCAGGAGUAUGCAUCAACAAUUGUGUCAGGAACUUCAGAGGGAGAAUGUGGACCUCAUUGUGCAGUCUUCAUUAUCGGCUAAAGAGCGCCACCUUGCUGCAGUUGCCAGUGCACUAUGGAGGCAUUUCUUUUCAUUUUUGAAGAGUCAGAGAAUGUCACAGAUAGUGCCUCUCUCACAACUCGCAGAUGCAGCUGCAGAUUUUACUUUGCUGGCAAUGGACUUGCCCAGCACAGCUCCAUCAGAUCUUCAGCCUCAGCCAGUUACAUCAAUGAUACAACUUUUUGGUUGGGAUGAUAUCGUCUGGCCCCAAGUUGUAGCCAGAUAUUUAAGUCAUUUCCUACAAAAUAGCAUGUUAUGUGAAGCACUUUCUCAUUCAGGCUGUGUAUCUUUUCAAGCCCUAACUAUAAGAUCAUGGAUCCGUUGCAUUUUGCAAAUGUAUAUAAAAAACCUUUAUGUGCCAGAUGACUCGUUCAUUGAUUUAAAUACUGAACAGGCAGUUGAAAAAGACUACAUGGAACAGUUGGCUGAACUGACAAGGUUGCUAUUUAAACUCUCAGAAGUAAAGAAUAUUCUCUCAAAGGCUCAAGUUGAAUAUUUACCUAUCCAAGAAGGCCCUAAAAAAGCACUUGUUGUGUUCCUCGAGGCUGUUGGUAUAACUUACGGGAAUCUGCAGACACUUUCUGAUAAAUCUGCCAUGGUCACAAAGUCCUUAGAAUACCUUGGUGAAAUAUUAAAAUAUAUAAAACCUUAUUUGGGAAAAAAAAUUUCCAGUGCAGGUCUGCAGCUGACUUAUACGAUGAUGGGAACUCUUGUUAAAUCAUGGGCACAGAUCUUUGCCACCUCUAAAGCCCAAAAAUUACUAUUCCGGAUCAUAGACUGUUUACUGCUGCCACAUACAGUAUUACAGCAAGAGAAGGAGCUGCCCGCACCUAUGUUGACUGCAAUUCAGAAGAGUCUACCUUUGUAUCUCCAGGGCAUGUGUAUCGUGUGUUGUCAGUCUCAAAAUCCAAAUGCCUAUUUGACUCAGUUACUAGGGAAUGUUAUUGAACAGUAUAUCGGGCGGUUUCUUCCAGCUUCACCACAUGUUUUAGGUCUUGGACAACAUCCUGUUUUGUUGGCAUUGAGAAACUCAGCCACUGUUCCACCGAUGUCAUCUCUAAAGAAAUGCAUUGUACAAGUCAUAAGGAAAUCCUACUUUGAGUUUAAAGGAUCCUUGCUCCCUCCUCGCUUAGCAUCCAUUCUGGCCUUCAUCCUCCACCUUGUUAAGGAAACUAACAUUGAUGUUUCCGAGGUUGAACUACUCCUCCCUGGAGUAUUAAAAUGCUUGGUGUUGGUCAGUGAACCUCAAGUUAAAAGGCUGGCCACCGAGAACCUGCAAUACAUGGUCAAAGCGUGCCAAGUGGGGUCAGGAGGAGAACCUGCCGCCCAGCUGACUUCUGUGUUUAGGAAAUUUAUCAAGGAUUAUGGUAUGAGAUAUGACUAUCAGAUUUACAGCAUUUUAGAAACAGUAGCAGCAUUGGACCAACAGGUUGUUAUCCACUUGAUUUCUACCCUUACUCAAUCUCUGAAGAGUUCAGAGCGGAAAUGGGGCCUUGGCAGAAAUAUUGCACAAAGGGAAGCCUAUAGCAAACUUUUAUCUCACCUAGGACAAGUGGGACAAGAUGAGAUACAGAGACUAAAAGAUGAUAAUAUUGAAUCUAUUUUGUGA
This is a messenger RNA of Balaenoptera ricei (Rice's whale), 3832 nucleotides long. RefSeq names its product MMS22 like, DNA repair protein (gene MMS22L). The transcript has 25 exons. Gene Ontology annotation, biological process: replication fork processing; double-strand break repair via homologous recombination. The record is from RefSeq and is a predicted model, not a curated record. Bases 95 to 3832 code for a protein of 1245 amino acids. Gene Ontology annotation, cellular component: nuclear replication fork. Lineage: Eukaryota; Metazoa; Chordata; Mammalia; Artiodactyla; Balaenopteridae.